This is a messenger RNA of Mesitornis unicolor (brown roatelo), 1152 nucleotides long. It is a transcript of the gene ZDHHC9, whose product is annotated as zinc finger, DHHC-type containing 9. Gene Ontology annotation, molecular function: protein-cysteine S-palmitoyltransferase activity. Gene Ontology annotation, cellular component: endoplasmic reticulum; Golgi apparatus. The transcript is spliced from 8 exons. Gene Ontology annotation, biological process: protein targeting to membrane; peptidyl-L-cysteine S-palmitoylation. The annotation marks the transcript as partial. Lineage: Eukaryota; Metazoa; Chordata; Aves; Mesitornithiformes; Mesitornithidae. The record is from RefSeq and is a predicted model, not a curated record.
ACCUCGGGUGCUGUGGUUGAGCGGCUCCUCGUCCCUCCGCAGGUGUCGGUACCUGGCCGUCCAGCUGUCCCCGGCCAUCCCCGUGUUCGCAGCCGUUCUCUUCCUGUUCGCCAUGGCCACGCUCCUGCGGACGAGCUUCAGUGACCCCGGGGUGAUCCCCAGAGCCCUUCCUGACGAGGCAGCCUUCAUCGAGAUGGAGAUUGAGGCCACCAACGGGACCGUGCCGCAGGGCCAGCGCCCACCGCCGCGGAUUAAGAACUUCCAGAUCAACAACCAGAUAGUGAAGCUGAAGUACUGCUACACGUGCAAGAUCUUCCGUCCGCCCCGUGCCUCUCACUGCAGCAUCUGCGACAACUGCGUGGAGCGCUUUGACCAUCACUGUCCCUGGGUGGGCAACUGCGUGGGGAAGAGGAACUACCGCUACUUCUACCUCUUCAUCCUCUCGCUCUCACUCCUCACCAUCUACAUCUUCACCUUCAACAUCGUCUACGUAGCACUGAAAUCUCUGAAGAUUGGGUUUCUGAACACGUUGAAGGAAACCCCAGGGACUGUACUGGAGGUGCUCAUCUGCUUCUUCACCCUGUGGUCGGUGGUGGGAUUAACUGGGUUCCACACCUUCCUGGUGGCACUGAAUCAGACGACCAACGAAGAUAUUAAGGGGUCCUGGACUGGGAAGAACCGCGUGCAGAAUCCCUACAGCCAUGGCAACAUAGUGAAGAACUGCUGCGAGGUGCUCUGUGGGCCUCUGCCCCCCAGCGUCCUGGACAGACGGGGCAUCCUGCCGCAGGAGGAGAGCACGGCACAGGACGAGUCGUGCCCACGGGGGCCCAGCGCCCCGCAGCCCACGGCCACCCAGGGCCCUGGUGGGCAGGCAGAGGAGAGCGGCACGCAGCAGGACAGCAGCCUCCCUCACCACAGCGCUGUCCCUGCGCCGUCCCUGAGCAACGCGGAGAUGCCAGAGGAGAAGCAGCUGACGUCUGGGGAGCUCCCGGCCCCGUCCCAGGACGCUGGGCGAGCAGAGCACUAACCUCUGCUUGGAAGGGAGAACUUUCUUGUUUUGUCUAAUCAAAGCUGGAAGUGAUUGAGGAGAGGAGGAGAUGGGCUGGAUGGCAGGCAAACGAUUCCUCAUGGCCAUUUUGCUUUAGUCAUUAU